This is a messenger RNA of Linum trigynum, 1836 nucleotides long. The record is from the annotation of a GenBank genome assembly. Lineage: Eukaryota; Viridiplantae; Streptophyta; Magnoliopsida; Malpighiales; Linaceae.
ACGUGAUUUAUAUGUACUCUUUUUCCAAACAGUAUGUUUGAUUUCCAUGUAAAAAGGUUAAUCGUAGGAUCCAUUUCUACAUUUUCAAGGAAGUGCAGAGGGGGGCUUAGAGGCUAGAGCUGGUACCAUGUAGAUUUCUAUGUCAGAUGGUGCUUAGACCUGGUGGUUAAGUUGUUGUAUGCUACCUUUAUCUCAUGUUUCCUCUUUCAAAUGUCACCUCUAUUAUGCUUUACCACCUUAACUUUUGUUCAUUUUGUUGAUUUAAGUUUUGGCAGGCCAAGGAGCCCUGUUGUAGAACUGCCAGUUUAGUUUGUGACGCUAGAGGAAGUGUUGUUGAUGCUGAGAACAGGACAAGGAUGAUAGUUGAGUUGCUUGAGCUCCACCAUAGUGGUGCUUCUAUGGUCAGUGGAGCAUCUAUUUGAUCUUUGUUUACUUUUAGCUUUAAUGUGGUUUAUAUGUUCCUUCUCUUAUUGUUCAUUGUUUUAUUUUGGUUGGGUGUGGAAAUGGCAUAGGAUGCAAAGCACUUUUGCAGCGGGAUAAUCAAGUCUAUUGAGUCUCACAACCCAUGGUUACACAUCAUGCAACAUGUGUAAGAAAAACUGCUCUACAUGGAGGCAGAAUGGCUACUGGUGUCCGAACAUUGGGAAAUUUCAGAGAAUUAGGUCACAAUUGGGUAUGAACGUUACUUUGCAUUGUUUCUUUAUAUGAUUGAUUUUAUGUUAUUAUGGUGUUUGCUGGUGCUUCUUUGUUGAUCAUCUUGCUCAAUAUUAGGCAUUUUCAAGCUGCUCGAUUGCCCCCCCUGUAAUUCUUCCGAAUUACGAAUAGUAUUCAAAAUCCUCUGUUUUCGAUUGUUCCGUUGGUGUGAUCCCCUGAAAAUGUGUUGUGUUUCCUUUGUUGGCUGUCAAAUACUAGAUCCAACUUACUUUGAAGGAUGCAACUGGAGAUGCCCCUUUCAUUCUCUUGGCUCAGAGGUACCCUUAUAGAUCAGAGCAACUACAUUAGAGUUGGGCACACUUUAUGGCCAGUUUGUCAAGUUUGAUGUUAAGCUGCAAAUGUUGGAAUCUAAUGGUGUGUCAACUGGUGAGUUCAAAGUUUUUCGGGUUAUUCCUCAGCAGAAUCAUGAGAUUCAGACAAGCGAGCCAUGACAAUAUGGAUAGGUCCCGGAUUUCUCUGCCUUCUCAGAACGAUGACAAUCAAUCUGGAACAAUUUUGGCCUCGACACCAUUGAAAUUGACAGCUGGACAUGAUCCUCCCCAUCAAGCCAACCUCAUGGGGGAUUGUCCAUUAAUGAAAAAUUACAAGUCCUGGAAAUCUGUGUCCGAGGAGCAAUCAGGAAGGGAAGCUCAAGUGUGUCAUUCAAUGAUAACAGUCAGGGUUGCUUUUGAGAAAUUGUUUACUGUUAUGUAAUGGCACGGGCGAUUAAUGCCAGAUGUGAUGUUUGUGAACAAGUAUUGUAGUAUAUAACGAAAGUGAUGUUAUCACAGCCAGGCACCAUGUAUAAUGUAUAUGCAAACUAAUGUAUGGUGCCUUGGCGAACAUGUGCCAACUAUAGCCUAUGUAGUCUAUAAUAUGGCAUGAAUGGUUGUUCUAUUUAUUAGAUGCUCUGGUGGUGGUGGAUUUCUUUAUGUGAAUAUUUGUACACCAACAGUGUAGUUAUGAUGUGGUGUGAUCACAUUCAAACCUAUCCGAUAACAGAUUUAUUUAUGCACUUCCAGUUGGUAAGUUAUGUGAUCAGUGGAUAAAUAUCAAAUACCCAUGCAUGUUUAGCAUAGAUCAAUCCAUGCCUCAACAGAGUAUGAAGGUAAAAUAUCUAUCUAAUAAAACUUCAGGCCACUG